UCCCCUAACUAAUAUCUCUUCAAUGGGAAAAGGAAAUGAAAGUUCUGGAGCAAAAGCAAUUGCCAUAGUUCCUUUUGAAGCUCCCAUGACAAGAACGGACAAUAACCCCCAUUAUUCAACGCACUAAUAUUGCUAGUGUUUCACGAAAGCUCUCUUUAUCAAUUAAAUAAAAAACAACAACAAGAAAUUAAUCUCGGAUGCGAACCAUGUCCGUUCGAAAAAAGCUCUCGUUUUUUGAGAAACUCUCACCCGCCGUUCCAGCCUCCAUUGAGGAAUCCGACCUACUCGAUCGAAGUAUCAAGAAAAUAAAGGACACUCAUUCCUCAGAGAAUGAUGGUCCCGAACUACUUAUGCAAGAUAAACAUUCUGCCAAGGAAGAAAGAUCAGGGGCACAGAAAGCUGUCGAGCAAAAUCCUCAGGAAUCAAUGAUGGAAGAAGAUGUUCUACCCGGAGCUUCUUACCGGGAUAAGCUGAUCGUUGUGGAUAAUUCAUCAGUGAUCUCCUUUGCUACAAAACCCAAGUACAUGGAAGAAGAUUCAGAUGUCGAUGAGGAUCCUGAAGAUGACACCCCCAUUGUUUUGCUUUCAAAAGCAGAGAAGCGACGCAUCCGUGAACCAUGGAUGAACGCCAUCAUUAUAAAAGCUUUUCAUCAUAGAUCGUUGGGAUAUAAUUAUGUGUUCCCUAGAGUGAAAGCACAAUGGAAGCCGGUAGGAAAAUGGGACUUCAUUGAUUUGGGUCUUGAUUUUUUCCUUGUGCGUUUUCAGGACAAUGAAGAUCUUAACAAGGUGAUUCAAGGAGGCCCUUGGUUCAUCGGCCCCUACUUCCUAACCAUGAGAAGGUGGGAGCUUGAUUUUGACCCUGAGGAAGCGCUUCGAUCAACCACAACCACUGCUGUUUGGGCACAGUUGCCUCAACUUUUUGCAGAUCACUAUGAUCCCAUUACUUUACAAAAGAUUGGGAACAAAAUUGGCCCCCUUCUCAGAGUUGACGCACACACAGAGCAUCAUACUAGAGGAAGGAUUGGUCAUCGCAACAAUCAAUGCCCCAAUGAGAAAUUAAGGAGUCCUAGUAUCAAUGAAGCCACAACCUCUCCAUUGGAAGCAAUUAUGGGGACAUUUAAGGCGGACUGCUCUCAAAGCAAAGCUGUAACGGUCAUUAACCCCAAACCUGUUUUGAACACCUACACAAAAAUGGACCCUAAAGUUGGCCAAUGGAUUGUCAAAGAUCAAAAAAUCCCCAACCUUCAUUACCAUCUCCUCCGAAACCCCUCGGUGUUGAUGGAGUUGUGUCCAUUCCUGUCGGAGCAUCCAAGAACUCAGGUGUUCUUAGUCAAGGAACAAAUGGCAGUCCGAAUGGAGACAGCGCUGGAAUGGAUCUUGGAUUGUGUCUCCCCCAGAGGAUCCAGAUGGACAAUGGAAAAACUAUUUGCAGCUUGGCGAGCACCAAUCCUCACAGACAUGGAAGUGAAUCUCCCAGAAAUAGUCCAACGUAUUCCGGAGCCAGUGGAGGAACCGAAUCAGGUGGAUCUUCUCAAAAUCCUGAACCUUGAGUCUCCAGAAGAAGAGAAAGAUGGAAAAAAUCCACCUUUUCAUCAAAGUGCACUGGUCAUUGAUGACGCGAUCGGAGAGGGACUUCGAAGUCUUAGUGCUUCCUUAUCAUUUUCCAAUGGCGAGGUUCCUAACUUGGCACAACCCCUCCCCACUGCCGGUAAUGAACCCAUGGUUAGCCCGAUUGGUCCUGGGACCACAACCCCUCGACGAUUGGAUUAUGAAGAUCAUUUCAUGGAAUUGCCGGGGUGCAGCAAAAUCCAACUUCCAUUUUCUAGUCAACUUAUUAGAGAAAGAUUAGAUAGGGCCUGGGCUAAUCCUGACUGGAAACUUAUCUUUCCUGAGUCAGCUGUUUUUCAUCUUCCCCGUACCCACUCUGACCAUUGCCCUAUCCUUCUUGACCUCAACCCAAUACAAUCUAGACAUGGGUCUCGACCUUUCCGGCUAGAGAAAUUUUGGGUUGAUCACCCUGAGUUUCAACUUCUGGUUCAACAAAUAUGGUCUGAUUAUAAUAGCAACACUUCUAAUUGUCUUCAACAAACUAUGCAAAAAGCUAGAGUUUGGAGCAUUGCUGCUUUUGGGAACAUAUUUAAGGAGAAGAAGAAAUUACUAGAUCUAUGGUUCAUGAAAUCUAGGGCUAAUUGGUUGGUGGAUGGAGAUAGGAAUACUAAGUAUUUCCAUUGCUCCACUAUUAAGCACAAAUCUAGGAACAGGAUUUAUGGGCUUAAAAAUCAGCAUGGGGAAUGGGUUUAUGAUGGUAAUUCCAUUGCCUCUAUUGCUUUGGAGUAUUUUAAUACUCUCUUUACUACGUCACAAUCUUAUUCUUAUUUUGACUCUUAUGCUAAUAUUGGUUGUGAUGCCCCUCAUUCCUUUGACCUUAGCUCCAUUAGCGGUACUCCCUCAGAAAGGGAAGUGCUGGAUGCCAUAAAUUCAAUGAAACCUUACAAAGUUCCUGGACCGGAUGAGUGGUCUAAAUGUCUUCUUGUCCUCAUUCCUAAAGUCAAUUCACCAGAAUCCAUCCAACAGUUUAGACCUAUUAGCCUUUGUAAUACCGCCUCUAGAAUUAUCUCUAAGAUUCUUGUUCAUAGGAUCAAGCCUUGGAUGGAUAAAAUUAUCUCACCUUGUCAGGCUAGUUUUAUCCCGGGUAGGCAAGGCAUUGAUAAUGUUCUUAUUCUUCAAGAGUUUGUCUAUUCCUUUAACAAGAAGAGGGGCAGAAUUGGAGACAUGGUUUGUAAGCUUGAUCUUGAAAAGGCGUAUGAUAUAUUAGAAUGGAGCUUUAUCCAUGAAACUCUUAUUUUCUUUAAAUUUCUACCUGAUAUCAUACGCCUUAUUAUGUCUUCUAUCACCUCAGCAUCUAUUUCAGUUCUCAUUAAUGGGGAUAAAACGGACAGCUUUACACCUACUUGUGGUAUCCGGCAAGGUGAUCCCCUCUCCCCUUAUAUUUUCAUAUUAUGUAUGGAGCAUCUUUUGAUAAAGAUCACUUCGGAAAUGGACAAGGGCAAUUGGAAAGGCAGCAAAGCAGGACGGAGAGGUCCUCUAUUCUCUCAUCUAUUCUUUGCUGAUGACAUUAUCUUUUUGGGGAAAGCCACCAUGACCAACGGAGUUCUCUUGAAAAAUAUCUUGGAUUUCUUCUGUUCUAGAUCAGGACAAAAGAUUAAUGUGCAGAAAUCCAAAAUCUUAUUCUCUAAAAAUGUUGAUCAAGCCUCUCGCAAUUCUAUAUGUUCUAUUCUAAGAUACAACCAAACUGAGAAUCUGGGCAAAUAUUUGGGUAUCCCUGUUUCAGCUUAUAAGUUGAACAAGAGGCAUUGUCAAUUCAUUGUGGAUAAAGUCAGAACGAAACUUGCUGGGUGGAAAACCAAGUUUCUUUCCAUGGCAGGUCAUACUACGUUAGCUAAAUCUGUGUUAGCUGCUGUUCCUAAUUAUUACAUGCAAACUACUUACCUGCCUACUUCUAUCCAUAAUGAAUUAGAUAGGAUUUCGAGAAAUUUUAUUUGGGGAGCUGAUGCAGAACAAAAAAAAAUCCAUCUUGUAUGCUGGGAUAAAGUUACUCAACCUAAAGGAGCUGGAGGUCUUGGAAUUAAAAGCGCCAAAGAAGCCAACAUUGUUGCCAUGACCAAACUUAAUUGGCGCUUGCACAAGGAUAAGGACAAACUCUGGACCACUCUUUUUAGAAAUAAAUAUAGUUUUACUGACCCUCACUACUCUUACUCUUUUUCAGGUUCUCCUACCUGGAAAGCAAUUGGGAAAGGUCAUAGCUUAUUUUGUAAAGGCAUCAAAUGGAUCCCCAGGGAUGGUAAAAACAUUAGUUUUUGGAAGGACUACUGGGUCGGUAACUCCCCCUUGUUUUCCAUCCUUUUUGGUCCUCAUCAAAGUAAUUAUUCUUCAAUCACUGUUGCUGAUUAUUUUCAUGCGGGACCUGAUGGUCCUAAGCUUAUUGGAUAUCAGCUACCUGAAGAAAUUACUAUAUCUAUUACCUCUAUACCUCUCUCAAUUUAUCAAAGUAGAGAUGAUACUUUUGCUUGGAAAGAUUCCUCUAAAGGGAAAUUUUCUGCAUCAUCAGCUUAUGCUAUAUGUAAAAAUAUUCCUCAUGAAGCUGUUAAGAAAUACAAUUGGAUUUGGAGAUCACCCACGAUCCCAAAGAUCCAAUAUUUUCUCUGGCUUCUAUCCCACCAAAGGCUUAAAUGCUUUGAUCUGCUUUUUAAAUUGGGGAUCAAUACCACUGCCAUGUGCCCCCGUUGCCAACAUCAACAUGAAACUAUUGAGCACAUCUUGCGUUCUUGCCCUUUAUCUCAAGCUAUUCUCUCUAACUUGCUACCUGAUAUAUUCUCCCCACAACAACAAAUGCUUAACUUUGUGGAUUGGUUGUAGUUUAAUAUCAAAUGUUCGAUGCAAAUGAACAUAUUGAAUCUCCCUUGGAAUAUUAUCUUUUGUUUUGCUCUAUGGGGAAUAUGGCUGCACAGAAAUCAGCAAAUUUAUAAGGAUAAGCCGUACCCUAUUUUAACU
This is a messenger RNA of Rubroshorea leprosula, 4550 nucleotides long. Lineage: Eukaryota; Viridiplantae; Streptophyta; Magnoliopsida; Malvales; Dipterocarpaceae. The record is from the annotation of a GenBank genome assembly.